Molecule: messenger RNA, 2587 nt
Organism: Bradysia coprophila
Lineage: Eukaryota; Metazoa; Arthropoda; Insecta; Diptera; Sciaridae
Product: prolyl endopeptidase-like
Biological process (GO): proteolysis
Cellular component (GO): cytosol
Molecular function (GO): serine-type endopeptidase activity; oligopeptidase activity
Source: RefSeq, a predicted model, not a curated record
AUUAGCGAGAGCUCAGUUGAGUGUCGAAGUUACGGUUUAAUGUUUUAGAAUAUUGUUGUUGCAGAGAAUAUUUCGCUUUAUAUUCGACAGUAGUUUUUCGGAUUGGUUGAAACCAUCACUCGAACGCAAAAAAAAUAACCUUCGCAAUGAUGGCAUACGUUUGUAGAGUUUUUCCAAUUUUUGUCUUAAUUUCGGUUGUUGUUGCAGCUGAUUUGGAAACUAAAUCGGUUAACAGUCACAGGUUCAAAUAUCCACAACUAAAAAGGGAUGAGUCCGUUGUGGACGACUAUUAUGGAACAAAUGUAGCGGAUCCUUACAGAUAUCUGGAGGAUCCCACAUCUGAAGAAGUAAAAAAUCUGAUCCAAGACCAAAACAAACUGACCGACGAAUAUCUGAAUCGAAAUUCGAUUAAAGAGAAAAUCGAAAAGAAACUUACCGAAGUCUUCAACUAUCCCAGAUACGGUGUCCCCAAGCGAUAUGGACACCGAUAUUAUUUCACGAUGAAUAAUGGUCUGCAGAACCAAGACGUCUACUACGUGCAAAAUUCGCUGAACGACGAACCACGCGUCUUUUUCGAUCCCAAUACCCUGUCGACGGACGGGACUGUGCAUUUGAGCGACAUAGCGUUUUCCGAAGAUGGACAACUAGUGGCAUUGGGACUAAGUAACAACGGCUCUGAUUGGAUGUCGGUUCGUUUUCGGAAUACAUCCAGCGGAAUGGAGUAUCCCGAUGUACUUCACGACAUCAAGUUUUCAGAAAUUGUUUGGAGUAAAGACGGGCUGGGCAUCUUUUAUGCGUGUUAUCCGAAAUCGGACGCUCAAACAACGAGAUCGCUUGGAACAGAAACGUACCAAUACGGAAAUCAAAAACUUUAUUACCAUCGGGUGGGUACCAAAAGUCAAAAGGACGACGUGCUCUUGCUGGAAUUCGAUGAUACAGAGCUACUAAUUGGCACUUUCGACAUUACGGACGAUGGCAAUCAUCUCGUAAUAUUUCCCGGAAAGGGUGAAAAUUCCAUGGUUUACUUUGCUUCACUUGAGGAACUGCAACGCACUGGUGGAUUUAAGUCGAAACUAAAAAUUAUCCCAAUUGACGAACGAAUGGAUCAUAUGUACACUUACAUUGGCUCAGAGGGUAGUACGAUCUAUCUCUUAACUAACGAUGGAGCUCCGAAUUAUCGCAUCAUUGCUGUUGAUCUAAACAAACCAGACGCCAUAAAUUGGUCCACCUUAGUACCUGAACAUGAGAAAAAUAGUUUGCAAUAUGCGAACAUUAUUGACAACGACAAGAUCAUUCUGGAAUAUCUGGUGGAUGUGAUUAGUCGACUGGAACUGCGUUCUCUGAUCGAUGGAAAGCUUAUUCAAGUAAUUGACACACCUGUCGGUUCACUAGAUUGGAUAUGGGGCAAGAAAUCACACAACGAACUGUUCUACCGAAUUGUGUCGUUCCUCAUCCCGGGAAUAAUUUAUCGCAUAGAUCUGACGCACACACCGUACAAACCGGAAGUUUUUAGGGAAAUCAAAAUUGACGGCUUCGAUGCCUCUAAAUUCGUCGCGGAGCAGGUCUUCUAUCCGAGCUAUGAUGGAACUCUCAUUCCGAUGUUUAUCAUUCACAAACAAAAUUUCAUACGUGAUCGCAGUGCCAGCACUCUUUUGUACGGUUAUGGAGGAUUUAACAUCCCGAUUGCUCCUGCGUUCAGUACAAGCCGAAUAGUUUUUCUGCAAAAUUUGGAUGGCGUCUACGCAAUUCCAAAUAUUAGAGGCGGAGGGGAGUAUGGUUCCAAAUGGCACGAAGCGGGACAAGCACUCAACAAACAAACGGUCUUCGAUGAUUUCCAGGCCGCAGCCGAGUAUCUGAUAAACGAAAACUACACAACCGCAUCGAAAAUUGCAAUUAACGGUGGAUCGAAUGGUGGUCUACUUGUAUCAGCCUGUGUAAACCAACGUCCGGAAUUGUAUGGUGCUGCUGUGGCUCAGGUUGGAGUUCACGAUUUGCUGCGCUUCCAAAAAUUCACAAUCGGAUACGCUUGGUGUGAAGAAUAUGGUUGUUCUGAUGAUGGAAACAAAACCGUUUUCGAGAAUCUGCACCGCCUUUCUCCGUUGCAUAAUGUACGCAUGCCGACCGACAAGAAAAUACAAUAUCCAUCGGUGCUUCUUACGACUGGCGAUCAUGACGACCGUGUUGUUCCACUCCAUUCAUACAAGUUAAUUGCCGAACUCCAAUACAAAAUCGGUAGAGAGAAGCGACAGAGAAAUCCAUUGCUGAUAAAGAUUCAGACAAGUACCGGACAUGGAGGUGGAAAAUCGACUUCUAAGAGGAUAUCUGAAACAGCUGCCAUUUAUGCCUUCUUGGUUGAAUCUGCCGUAUUCACGUAUCGCCCCUAAGUACUGAAAUUAUUAUACGCAUCAACCCUUAGAUGUACUUCUAGACUGGCGAGCUCUGAACAAAAUUUUUAUAUGUCUACUGCUAUUUAGUCUAAGCAUCAACCUCGCCAUCAACUAACAUGACUCAUAUUAAUAGUUUCUUAGCAUUUCGUUUGUGGAAUUGAAUAAAUUUUUGGAAUUAUUAAAAUGAAAGUGCAAAUUUA